GCAGGGAGAAGUGAUUGUUGAUAGGUUCAAUCAGCUGUCAAUCAAUGACAAACCCGGCGAGCUCCUCUUCUAUUGGUUGUGGUCGCUCCUCGGCGGCCGAGCAGGGCGGGAGGCGGAAGCGGAAGCGGCCGGCGCAGCCGCGGCGGGAGCGAUGAAAGCGGCUCCGGAGCGGCGGUGGCGGCUCCCGGUUCUGCCCGCGCUGCUGCCGCUGCUGUUCCUGCCCUUCCUGCUCUUGGAAGCUGCAGGCGCCAAGGAUGGGAUCAUCCCCCUCCAAGAGAGCCACACCUCCCACCACGGGGAAUCCCAGCGGUUCUGCUACACCAACACCAGAGCCCCGCAAUGGAACGACGUCUGGACAAGGACACAGAUCCGCGUCAACAGCAGCCGCAUGAUCCGCGUCACCCAGGUGGACAGCGAGGAGGAGCUGGAGAGGUUCAGCGUGUGGAACGUGCUGUUCUCCUUCCUGCGGGGGAAGCUCAACGACACCAGCAUCGACGUGGAUCUCUACAGCAGCAAAACCUGCCUCAAGGUGGAGCUGCUGGAGCCCAACACCAACUACUCCGUCGUCCUCUUCCGACGUUUUGAUCCUAAGCUGUUCAUCGUUUCCUUCCUGGGCCUGCUGCUGUUUUUCUGUGGGGACACACUGAGCAGGAGCCAAAUCUUCUAUUACUCAGCUGGGAUCAGCGUUGGCUUGUUGGCCUCGCUGCUCGUCCUCGUUUACAUGAUGUCCAAGGUCAUGCCCAAGAAAAGCCCUGUGUACUUCCUGCUGGUCGGAGGUUGGUCCUUCUCCCUCUACCUGCUCCAGCUGAUCUUCAAGAACCUGCGGGAGAUCUGCAAGUCCUACUGGCAGUACCUGUUAGGUUACCUGCUCUUCGUGGGCCUCCUGAGCUUCGCCGUGUGCUACAGGUACGGCCCCUUGGAGAACGAGCGCAGCAUCAACCUCCUCUCGUGGGCCCUGCAGCUCCUGGGGCUGCUGCUGAUGUAUUCAGGCAUCCAAAUCCACCCCGUGGCCCUGGGUCUGGUGCUCGUGGCUGUCUGCACCAAGAACCUGGACUACCCCCUGCACUGGGCCUUCGCUGCCUACAGGAGAGUGCAGAAUUCCAAGCUGGGCCCGACGCCCCCUCGGCUGCUGUCGGAGGAGGAAUAUCGGGUGCAGGGCGAGGUGGAGACCCAAAAGGCCCUGGCAGAGCUGCGGAGCGUCUGCAAGAGCCCCGAAUUCUCUGCCUGGAGCACGGUGUCCCGCAUCCAGUCUCCCAAAAGGUUUGCUGAUUUUGUGGGUGGUGCUUCCCACGUCACCCCCAUCGAGGUGUCUGCCCACGAGCGGGAGUUCGGCCUGGCGAGUCUCUGCAUCGACGAGGAGCUCUUCGAGGAGGAUGAUGAUGAUUAUGAUGAAGAGGAGGAAAAUGUCAAUGACUCCUUUGUUGGGAAUCACAGGAGUGAUUCCCUGCCCCACAACCACCUGGAUGUCCAGUGAGGUCAGCUGUCCUGGGGCCAAGGAGCAGAAGUUCUGCUGGGCUGCUCCAGACGUGGCAGGGAUGGUCCUUGUGGGGAUGGACCCCCUCUGACAGGGAGAAAAGGGGUCUGAUCUCCUUUCCCAGCUCCUCCCUGAGGUGUGAACGCUGUUGUCAGCACAGCUCUGGGUGUUGGGGGACACAUGGGAGCCCCCCAAAGUUGAGAGGUCACCUGGUCCUGGAUGCAGCCUGGACCCACCCCAACUUGUGCCGUGGAUGUUUGUGAGCACCCAGGGUGGCACCCCCAGGGCAGGGACCCUCUCCCAAACCUGGGGACUCAUCUGGCUCCAUCCCUCAGUGCCAGGGGCUGCAGACAGGAGCUCCUUUCCCUUCACUGGGCAGCCUGGGGUGGGGAUGGACCUUCCCCUCCAUCUCCUGUGCAGGUGCCUGAGGGUGACACACACGAGAGGAACUUUGGACCUGUCCCGCUGGUACCUGUGUGCUCAGCACCUGCCUGGAGCCGUGCUGAGGGAGCUGCCAGUGACCUCUUCCUCCUCCUCCUCCUGUUACAAACACAUCAGAGGGCUCCAGCUGCUCGGGCCACUCCUCUGCCUUGGCUUCAGUCCCGUGUGGAUACCAAAAACUCCCAGCGCUUCCCCGAUGGAGCUGUGGAGCCUCAGGGUCUGCUGGCUGCCCCUGGGUGUGGUGUUGGGGUAGAGGCCGUGCUCAGCCCCCUCUCCCCGUGCCAGAGCUGAGGAUGAGUGCGGAUGUCCUUCCUCCCUGCCCUUCUGCUUACUCCUCUCCCAGUGGGCGCGGGCAGGGACUGAGGGUGACCCCAGUGAUGUUCCAGCUCCAGGUGCUGUCUGGGGAGCUCUGCCAAAGCACAGAGCUGGAGGGGACACCCCAACCUAUGCAACUUCCUAAGCAAUAACACUGCCCUCACCUCCUCGCAGCCCUGGGGACCCCCAGCCCAGCCCCUACCUCACCUGGAGCUUCUGCCAUCACUUUGUCCCAAUCCCAGGUCUGUCUUUGCUCCCCAGCUUUUCCUGCACCUUCCUCCCUGCUCAAAUGUGAGGAGACUCUGUUACUCCAUCCCCCCACCCUCAGCGUGGUGAAUGACCGAUUAUAUUUUUAAUAAAGAUGUAUUUUUUAGGA
Messenger RNA from Prinia subflava (tawny-flanked prinia), 2606 nucleotides. It is a transcript of the gene NEMP1, whose product is annotated as nuclear envelope integral membrane protein 1. The transcript has 9 exons. The coding region runs from base 152 to 1474 and encodes 440 amino acids. Gene Ontology annotation, cellular component: nuclear envelope. The record is from RefSeq and is a predicted model, not a curated record. NCBI's taxonomy places the organism in Eukaryota, Metazoa, Chordata, Aves, Passeriformes, Cisticolidae.